This is a messenger RNA of Anopheles moucheti, 8963 nucleotides long. RefSeq names its product voltage-dependent calcium channel type A subunit alpha-1 (gene cac). Bases 1192 to 7095 code for a protein of 1967 amino acids. The transcript is spliced from 34 exons. The record is from RefSeq and is a predicted model, not a curated record. Gene Ontology annotation, cellular component: membrane; voltage-gated calcium channel complex. Lineage: Eukaryota; Metazoa; Arthropoda; Insecta; Diptera; Culicidae. Gene Ontology annotation, molecular function: high voltage-gated calcium channel activity; calcium ion binding. Gene Ontology annotation, biological process: calcium ion import across plasma membrane; chemical synaptic transmission.
AGAGACCAAACAUUCUGCCAACGGUGGUGUGAUGGAGUUUCGAUCGUGGAUGGAUUUCUCCUGUUGAAUGUUGGCCACAGCGGGGACCCGAGCCAUCGAGUGGUGCGAGUAAGCGACCGAAGGUACAUCCGCUUUCUUAGGCCCUAUAAUUUAGCGGGUACGUGACAGGAACUAUAAAUAAAGUGUGUCCGAAUGCUUGUAACGCAAUCAGGAGCGCUUUUUUUCCUUUGGAAGUUUUUCGUCCACGCGCAAAGAAAUUGAAUCUGGUGUGCUGAACCAAACCAAAAAAAAAUAAAAUAAUACACGCACACACCGUGAUAAAGCAAACAACAAAAAAGGACACUGAAGCAACAGAAAAAAGGGAUCCCGUAGAUUGACAAAUUGGAAUCGAGCACGCUGAGGUUCGAGGGAUCGUGAGCGUUUGGUAAUUUGCAUUUUUCGGCUGCAAGAAUUUCGGGCAAUUCUAUUCCACCAACUGUGCUGGUGCUUCUUUUUUAUGCUCCCACCACCGGUGCCACUGUUGGCGGGGGUGUACGCGACCGGAUUUCGGACAUUACGGAUGCGAACCGGGCUGCCUAAAUAUUAUCGGUGCCGUGAUUUAUCCCGGUCGUGAUCCUGCUGGCACGCAGGGAAUGUCAUUCUCCCUUCCGGGCUCUCCAGCGUGCUACAGAGCGAAAAGAUUUGAAGUGAAUGUGAAUUAUGGAGUGAUCGAUAGUAGAAGUGGAAAGUGGAUAGAAAAGGGUCAGCGACAGUGAACGCAGCAGAAAUAGGAAAGAAAAGCGAAGAAAAUGUAACAAACACUCAAAAAAAAAAAAACCAGAAGCAAAGGAGCAUUCGCGAACGUAAAAAGGACGAGUCGUCCCAGCUCCACCGCGAACAUUAUUGUCUAACAAUCCGUGUAAGAAGGUGUGAAAGAAGCAACUUUCCCGGGUGAAAGGAUUCGCAAAUUUAACCUUAUCCCACAGCCACGUCCACUUUUAGCACAACACGUAGGCAAACACCGCUGCUUACGUGCGUUACACAUCCCGCGUGCUCACCGAGAACUUCGGCCCCGUUCGCAGAUGGAUUACCGAGAUGGCCGUACCGGCCCACCGGAAUGGGUUGUUAGCGGACUGAAAUGAUGUUCGACUACCAAGGGAUCAGUUGACACUGUUUGAGCAACUUACGAAGCACGCACGGCACUAGCUAAAGAUGAUUGGAAGCGUAGGAGGUCGACAUAUGUCGACACGGCGACGGGGCUCGUCCCCUAUGGUGCGCCUAGGGAACAAUCUUAACCUGCAGCUGGAACCACCCGAUGGGCUCAAUACACCGCGAGUGUCACCGAGACGGAGGCGAGCGGUGACCACCAGUGACCAUAAAAGCUGUGCAUUAAUUCAAACAAGACUGAAACUAGGAGACAUCAUGUUAGCUGCGGCUCAAGAAGCGGCGCUCGCAGGUCAGACCUCGAACGGGACACAGUUUGGACGCAAAGGAGGCCACUAUUUAGCUGAUAGAAUGGGUGGCCCCAGCAGUCAAGGGGGUCAGCCUCUGGCUGGAGGCGGACCCACCUCGUUAUUUAUUUUAUCAGAGGACAACAUCAUUAGAAAAUACACACGAUUCAUAAUUGAAUGGCCUCCGUUCGAGUACGCUGUGCUGCUGACAAUCAUUGCCAAUUGCGUGGUAUUGGCUCUGGAGGAGCACUUACCUCAUGGGGACAAGACGAUACUUGCUCAGAAGCUGGAAAAAACGGAAGCAUAUUUUUUGGGCAUCUUUUGCGUCGAAGCAUCACUGAAGAUCCUCGCCUUAGGGUUUGUUAUGCACAAACACUCCUACCUCAGGAACAUAUGGAACAUAAUGGAUUUUUUCGUCGUAGUUACGGGAUUCAUCACAUUGUUCCCCCAAAAGGGACCGGAAGUAGAUCUGAGAACACUAAGGGCGAUCCGUGUGUUAAGGCCCUUAAAAUUAGUUUCUGGAAUUCCUAGUUUACAGGUAGUCUUAAAAUCAAUCAUCAAAGCCAUGGCACCAUUGCUGCAGAUAGGCUUGUUGGUCUUGUUUGCAAUUGUUAUCUUUGCAAUCAUAGGCUUAGAAUUUUACUCCGGUGCGCUGCACAGGAGUUGUUAUAGCUUAGAGGAUAUCUCGCAAAUUGUGAAAGAGGGCGAAUUUCCUACGCCUUGCAAUGCAGAUAACGAUACGAUAGCACCGACCGGUGCGUACGUCUGCAACAGCAGCGACAGCACCUGCAUUGAGCAGUGGGAAGGGCCCAACUUUGGCAUCACUAGCUUCGAUAAUAUCGGUUUCGCCAUGUUAACCGUAUUCCAAUGCAUCACCAUGGAGGGCUGGACGGCGAUACUGUACUGGACGAACGAUGCGCUCGGUUCGACGUUUAAUUGGAUCUACUUCGUGCCGCUCAUCGUGCUGGGGUCCUUUUUCAUGCUUAAUCUAGUUCUCGGUGUGCUCAGCGGAGAGUUUGCAAAGGAGAGGGAAAAAGUAGAAAACCGCCAAGAGUUUCUGAAGCUACGUAGGCAACAGCAGCUAGAAAAAGAACUAAACGGCUACGUCGAGUGGAUUUGUAAAGCGGAGGAAGUAAUCCUGGCCGAGGAGCGCACCACCGAGGAGGAACGGUUGCACAUCAUGGAAGCCCGGAGGCGUGCUGCUGCCAAGCGGAAAAAGCUGAAAAAUCUCGGCAAAUCCAAAUCUACCGACACCGAGGAGGAUGAUCCGGAUGAUGAUUGUGGUGAUGACGGAUACCUUAAAGCCAAAGUGAAAACACAAGGGAAAUGUAAAGGGUUCUGGAGGGCGGAGAAGCGAUUCCGAUUCUGGAUUAGGCACACGGUGAAAACGCAGUGGUUCUACUGGUUCGUCAUAGUGCUGGUCUUUUUCAACACCGUCUGCGUGGCGGUCGAACACUAUGGACAGCCGAACUGGUUGACACAGUUUUUGUAUUACGCGGAGUAUGUGUUCCUCGGACUGUUCAUGAUGGAGAUGUGGAUCAAGAUGUAUGCACUGGGGCCAAGAAUAUACUUCGAGUCAUCCUUCAACCGGUUCGAUUGUGUCGUCAUCAGUGGGUCGAUAUUCGAGGUGGUGUGGUCAGAGGUGAAGGGAGGAUCGUUCGGUUUGUCUGUGCUGAGAGCAUUACGCUUGCUGCGAAUAUUUAAGGUCACCAAGUACUGGUCCUCGCUUCGUAAUCUUGUCAUCUCGCUGCUCAAUUCAAUGAGAUCCAUCAUUUCGUUGCUGUUCUUGUUGUUCCUGUUCAUACUGAUCUUCGCGCUGCUCGGCAUGCAGCUGUUUGGUGGUCAGUUCAACCUGCCCGACGGUACACCGCCAACGAACUUCAACACGUUUCCAAUCGCGCUGCUGACCGUGUUCCAAAUUCUCACCGGCGAAGAUUGGAAUGAAGUCAUGUACCAGGGCAUCGAGUCGCAGGGCGGCCACAAGAAGGGCAUGAUCUACUCGCUCUACUUCAUCAUUCUGGUGCUGUUCGGUAACUACACACUGCUGAACGUAUUCUUGGCUAUCGCUGUCGACAAUUUGGCCAACGCACAGGAGUUAACCGCCGCCGAGGAGGAGCAACUGGAGGAGAACAAGGAAAAACAGCAGAUGGAGCUGGACAAGGAAAUGGAAGCGCUGCAGAUGCAAACGGACGGGUCGCCGCCACGCAACGGUAGCGGUGGUAGCACAAAAGGAAAGAAAAAGGAGGAAGACAAGGAGGAGGACGACGAUGAGAUACCGGAUGGGCCAAAACCGAUGCUGCCAUACUCAUCCAUGUUUGUGCUGUCUCCAACUAACCCUAUACGUUGUGCGGCCCAUUGGGUAGUAAAUCUACGAUACUUUGACUUCUUCAUCAUGGUCGUUAUCUCACUGUCAUCGAUCGCACUAGCCGCCGAGGAUCCCGUCGAGGAAGACUCGCCCCGCAACAAAAUACUCAACUUCUUCGAUUACGCCUUUACCGGCGUGUUUACGAUCGAGAUGUUGCUCAAGAUCGUCGAUCUCGGCGUUAUACUGCACCCGGGCAGCUAUCUGCGCGAGUUCUGGAACAUUAUGGACGCCGUGGUCGUUAUCUGUGCUGCCGUCAGCUUCGGCUUUGACAUGACCGGCAGCAGUGCCGGUCAGAACCUUUCCACAAUCAAAUCGUUACGGGUGUUGCGCGUGCUGCGUCCGCUGAAAACAAUCAAACGUGUGCCAAAGCUGAAGGCAGUGUUUGAUUGCGUGGUCAACUCGCUCAAGAACGUCAUCAACAUCCUGAUCGUUUACAUACUGUUCCAGUUCAUCUUUGCCGUCAUCGCGGUACAGCUGUUCAAUGGGAAGUUUUUCUACUGCACCGACGACAGCAAGCAUACGAGCGAAGAGUGCAAGGGCCACUUUUUCGUGUAUGAUGGUGCUGAUCAACUGCCACGAAGGGAACCAAGGGAGUGGAAGACACAAAGCUUCCACUACGACAAUGUGGCAACCGCCAUGUUAACAUUGUUCGCCGUACAAACGGGCGAAGGCUGGCCUCAAGUGCUCCAAAACUCGAUGGCCGCUACCUACGAAGACAAGGGUCCAAUCCAAAACUUUCGAAUAGAAAUGUCCAUAUUCUACAUAGUGUACUUCAUAGUGUUUCCAUUCUUCUUUGUUAACAUAUUCGUGGCCUUGAUUAUCAUUACAUUCCAAGAGCAAGGUGAAGCGGAACUACAGGACGGUGAGAUAGAUAAAAAUCAGAAAUCGUGCAUAGACUUUACGAUAGGUGCUAGGCCUCUGGAGCGUUACAUGCCAAACAAGCGGAAUAGUUUUAAAUACAAGGUGUGGCGCAUCGUCGUCUCGACGCCAUUCGAGUACUUUAUAAUGAUGCUGAUCGUGUUCAAUACGCUACUGCUGAUGAUGAAGUAUCACAAUCAAGGAAAAGAGUUUGAGAAAUCGUUAAAAUAUCUCAACAUGGGAUUUACCGGGAUGUUUAGUGUUGAAACGAUACUGAAAAUAAUAGGAUUUGGCGUAAAGAAUUUUUUCAAGGACCCUUGGAAUAUAUUCGAUUUUAUAACAGUUAUCGGAAGUAUUAUCGACGCUUUAGUUCUAGAAUUAGGGGAAAACUCCUUCAACGUUGGAUUCCUAAGACUGUUUCGUGCUGCACGAUUAAUCAAACUACUGCGACAAGGUUAUACAAUACGUAUAUUACUUUGGACAUUUGUUCAAUCAUUCAAAGCACUGCCAUAUGUCUGUUUGCUGAUUGCCAUGCUAUUUUUUAUCUACGCAAUUAUUGGCAUGCAGGUAUUUGGGAAUAUUGAGCUAGAUCCAGAAUCAUCUAUUACUAGACACAACAACUUCCGCUCAUUUGUCCAAGGGCUGAUGCUACUGUUCAGGUGUGCUACGGGCGAGUCGUGGCCGAACAUUAUGCUGGCAUGUCUCAAAGGGAGACCGUGUGACCCGAGAGCUAACAAACCGAACGAAACGUGCGGUUCAACAUUGGCCUACGCAUACUUCGUGUCGUUUAUCUUCUUCUGUUCGUUUCUUAUGUUGAAUCUUUUCGUGGCCGUUAUUAUGGACAACUUUGACUAUCUAACGCGUGAUUCCAGUAUUCUUGGCGCACAUCAUCUGGACGAGUUCGUUCGGAUAUGGGCAGAAUAUGAUCCUAAUGCUACGGGUAAAAUUCACUACACUGAAAUGUAUGAUAUGCUAAAAAACAUGGAUCCUCCCUUGGGAUUUGGUAACAAAUGUCCCAACCGACUCGCCUAUAAAAAGCUCAUACGCAUGAACAUGCCGCUCGAUGCAGAGGGAAAGGUUGCAUUCACCACGACGUUGUUUGCAUUGAUACGGGAGAACCUCAACAUCAAAAUGAGAACUGCCGAAGAGAUGGAUCAAGCAGACAUGGAACUGCGGCACACAAUCAGCCACAUUUGGCCACUGCAGGCGAAAAAAAUGCUCGAUCUGCUCGUCCCGCUCAACGAGGAGCUGAACGCGGGCAAGCUUACCGUGGGGAAGAUUUACGCCGGUUUGCUGAUUCUGGAAUCCUGGCGCAACACCAAGUUUGGCCAGGUCGAAUCGGAUCUGCCGGUAAGUGAGCUGCAGGACGUAUCGAGGCAACCGUCCCUUGAAUCGCUGGCACCUGCGGAUGGCCAUCUGCAUCCGGGGCACGCUUACCAUAACGGACAUCGUAGGUCUCCGAGUUUGAGACGAGAGUCUCCGCUGGUGCGCACACCGAGCCCGCGGAAGCGGCAUCAUCAGCACGAGAUCGGAUUUUCCGACACCGUGUCGAAUGUGGUGGAGAUACAAAAGGAGGAACACAGACGUGGUAGGCAUCAUUUCGGCUAUGCGCACAGGCACAACCGAGGUUCCUGGUCGGCCUCAACCAGCCCCGCCCGUUCGCCAUCGCCCAGUCGUUUCGGUGUACAUAGUAGUGCCCAGCAUCGCAGUAGUAAAGACCGUUCCAAAAACCACCUUGUCCAUCAACCGUACGAUACGACGAUCCUCUGCGAACGAUCGCGUUCGCCCAGCCCGGCCCAGCUACUGCAAGAGCUGCGUGACCGGGACCAGGCCCGGCGGAAGUACCGCAACGGAAUGGGUUCUUCUGGGUCUCAUGUGCAGCACAGUUAUCCUGUGCUUGUGACACGUCGCCAGGGUCAUGGACGCCGGCUACCGCCCACACCUUGCAAACCUUCGACACUACAGCUGAAGCAAACGAACAUUAACUUCCCCAAGCUGAAUGCUAGCCCUACACACACUGGCCAUUCGUCUCACAACACGCCGCACAGCGUCCACUCUCUGCCGCAGUCGCGUGAGUUCCUCCGGGAGCCCAGGGAGCGGGACCGCGACCGGGAUCGGGAUCUGUACUAUCGGGAACGGGACCGGGAACGGGAUCGCGAACGGUUCCGCAACAGUCGCGAACGAAGUCACGAGGAUUACAGCGUUCGGUACGAGUUUCGUGAUCGCGAGCGCGAACUGUACGAGCGCGAACGAGAGAUCGAGCGCGAGUUUGAGCGCGAGUACGAGAGAAUGGAACACUCGGUACCCUUGUCGUACGAGCAGGCCCUAGCCAUGGGUCGCACCGGUGGCCGGGUACUGCCGUCGCCCAUUUUGAACGGCUACAAACCAAAGGGAGCACUCCAUUCGAGACAUUCCGAUUCGGAUGACGAGGACUGGUGCUAGCAUAGGGUGCGAAGGCGGCAGGGCGAACGCAAGCGUCGCGAACAGAUUUGGGUGUAAGACAAAACCAACCCUGCCAUUGAAUGGAGUGCAGUCCUUAGAAAUGCCCAGACGUCGAUAUUUCGAGGCUUUGGCUGAUCGAUAGCAUGAUCUACGAUAUCACUAUACUAGCAGUUGAAGCAGAAACAACUAUAAGACGUUUAGCAAAGCAAAUAGAUAAUACUCUUACGUGCGAUUCGUAAACAUACAGAAAAAAAAAUACAUGACCAGUAACAAGUUUUGGCUUGACCCAAAAUUGCAUUUCCCCUUGAACACACAUCGACUUAUUUGAGGAACUUUCAAACCACGCCGGCACAAGGUGACCGUCCUAUCGGUGGGCUUUUCAUAUGACCAGUGCAACACUAUCGAGGUGAAAAUUCAUGCACCAAGAAGCGAGAAACGUUCAUGCAAUCUCCCGUAAAAGACAGUCAGCCUAGUUUCAGUCGCACACCAUACACAAUAUCGAAGAACGAUCCCAACACUCGAGACUGCUGCUGGUGGACUUAGGAUCACUAAUAAGUACCGAGCAAAAAAAAAAAAAAAGACUGAAAUAAGAAACAGUGAAAACAGAGAAAACAAAACAUAUAAAUGUAACACUUUUACUGCAAGUAACUCGCGAAUCGUCUUGCAGGUUUAGAUUUCGGUCGGUAAUACGGUGGCGUAUGUAUGCGCCUAGAAACCACUAGUUAGGAUGAAAUUAGCACAUUCGCCCGGGUGUUUUACCCGUUUGGUUUGGCUAAAAUGCCACCCACACAUGCACACACCGACACACACACACACACAUACACAUCAAUGCAGGGAAUUUUUACGUAGCGAAAAACCGAACCGCAGUAGAGCAGACUCGCGACAGAGAGCGUAAGGAUUAUGUAGUAAAGAAAAAGGCACUAAAAACCCCAUCCUAGCAUUUCGGGUACUUGUUUAACUGACCAGCGAAAGCGAGAAGAAGCGAAAGAUCACAUCUCAUCUCAGUGUGCAGGAGGACAAACGUGUAGCAUGUAGUGUUGAUGAACUAUUUUCGAACGCAGUAGUACAGUUUCGCGUAGCAUUUCGCAUACUUAUCAGCUACAGAGUUGAAAAAGAAAACAAACAAACAAACCAUCAUCGAAAGUGUGCCGUGGGCCAUCGGGUUUUAUGCAAGGUUUAGAUAGUCUUAUACCGGAACGUGUAGCUUUCCACGGAGAAUGAGGGAUUUUGGACCAGUGUUCUACGCGUGUCAUUACUAGCCAUAGUUGUACUGUAUCUAGCGAUAUACAGGGAUUGCACAAUAUAGAUUUCUGCUUCUUUCUGUUUUUUUUUCCAAACCGUGCCCCGACAAUGUGUCACCUUGUGUCCGGUAGUUCUCAACGUUUAAAUUCCACCGGCGUAAGUGUACAACUCUCCUCCACCGUAUACAGCCCAACGAGAUGCGUUACUUCGGAAUCGUAAGCGCCUAAAUGUAGACAGGAGUGGUUCAAUAAUGUACCUUUCCUGUGGAGUCGCGGAAUCCCAAAGACAUUACAUAACUUCGGCGGUAUACCGUUGGGCGCAGAAGUACACGAUGCCAAAUUUCGACGUAAUGAAUAAUUCUCCUUAACCAAAAAGCGUUUUGUACGCUAUAAAGAUACAUUUAGAAUCGGUCCAAGCUGUACGCUGAUGGUUUAGCAAACAGGCAACUAACAAGGUUAUCACAAAAGUAGAAGAAUGGAAAUGCUUCUAAGAAAUUGAAGCGUCUAGAAGGGCCAGAAACAAAUGUUGAGCAAACAUUGAUUGAACUAGCUUUAAAACUAACAAACAAUUCCAAAAAGUUCAGUACUCUAUGUAUAGAGUAAGUGGCCCAGAUUGAAAAGCAACAA